UGAACCUGCGAGCCAAGCUGAGAGGAAAACGGGAGUGUCAGUCUGUACAAAUAAAAACUAGACGGAAUUAAACUACUUUUCCCAACACAGGUGAACAUGGCGUCCGGCAGUUCGAGCAGCGAGGAGGAGAGGAGCCUGCGGGAGUGUGAGCUCUACGUACAGAAACACAACAUCCAGCAGCUGCUGAAGGACUGCAUCGUCCAGCUCUGCACGUCCAGGCCUGACAGACCCAUGGCCUUCCUGCGCGACUACUUCGAGAGGCUGGAGAAGGAGGAGGCUAAGCAGAUGAUCAGCCAGCAGAAGUCGGGCUCUCGCUCCGAUUCACGUGAGGAUGAGAUUUCUCCACCCAUGAACCCGGUGGUGAAAGGCCGCCGUCGCCGCGGUGCCAUCAGCGCCGAAGUCUACACCGAGGAGGACGCAGCCUCAUAUGUUAGAAAGGUCAUUCCAAAGGACUAUAAAACCAUGGCUGCACUCGCUAAAGCCAUCGAGAAGAACGUGCUCUUCUCCCACCUCGAUGACAAUGAAAGAAGCGAUAUAUUUGACGCCAUGUUUUCCGUGAACUACAUCGCCGGGGAGACCGUCAUUCAGCAAGGUGACGAGGGCGACAACUUCUACGUCAUCGAUCAGGGUGAAAUGGAUGUGUACGUGAACAACGCCUGGGUGACGAGCAUCGGCGAGGGAGGCAGUUUCGGGGAGCUGGCGCUGAUCUACGGCACCCCCAGAGCUGCCACGGUUCGAGCCAAGACCAACGUUAAGCUGUGGGGGAUAGACAGAGACAGCUACCGGAGAAUACUCAUGGGAAGCACUCUGAGGAAGAGGAAGAUGUAUGAAGAGUUCCUCAGCAAGGUCUCGAUUUUAGAGUCUCUGGAUAAGUGGGAGAGGCUGACGGUGGCGGACGCGCUGGAGACGGUGCAGUUCGAAGACGGACAGAAGAUCGUCGUGCAGGGCCAGCCUGGAGACGAGUUUUUCAUCAUCCUGGAGGGAUCGGCAGCGGUGCUGCAGAGACGCUCCGAGAACGAAGAGUUUGUGGAAGUGGGUCGACUCGGACCGUCUGAUUACUUCGGUGAGAUAGCGCUGCUGAUGAACCGGCCCCGCGCCGCCACCGUGGUCGCCCGCAACCCCCUGAAGUGUGUGAAGCUGGACCGGCCCCGGUUCGAGAGGGUCCUCGGGCCCUGCUCCGACAUCCUGAAGAGGAACAUCCAGCAGUACAACAGCUUCGUCUCUCUCUCCGUCUGAACCUCUCUCUCUCUCUUUACACUCUUCUGUUCAUCGCAGGGUCCAGCCACGCCCUUUUUAUCCUGAUUCCCAUGUGUGUGUGUGUGUGUGUGUGUGAGCUGUUGUGUGCAGAGUCGUUAGAUGAAUGCUUCGUUACUGAAGAUGCUGAAUGAAGGAAGCGCUCUUAUUAUUAAUUAGUCCGUUAGUGUAAAGCUGAGUAUUUGACCGUGUUUAGGGCGGGACUGAACCCCGGAUCCCGAGGUACGCUCGACGAUCGGCUCGUUCGAGGGUCUCUGUGCAGCGCCGUCGAUCAGCCAGCAGGGAGUGUAGGGGAUUCCUCAUAACUGCAGCAAUUACGCCCCCUGCUGGCUGAUCGACGGCGCUGCACAGAAACGGGUAUAAUAGACAUUGGUCAAGCCAAAGGUGUGUGUGUGUGUGUGUGUGUGUGUGUGUGUGUGUGUGUGUUCUAUCUAAACGACUCUGUGAUGUGAUUGUGAAUGUAUAUGAACAUACACCUUUCAUUACACUCUUUUUUUCACGCCUUUUCACGCACCAUGGGUCAAAAAUCGCACCGUGUUCACUACGCGGUGCGUCGCUUAUAAAUGAGGUGAUUUGGAACACGUCCGGUACCUGUCAUGGACAUGUCUGCAGCAAACCACAUAGGAAACAGGGCGUCAUUAGGGAGUCAUUAGUCCACUAUAUACUGAAGAGGGUGGGAUUUGGGACACGCCCACAGUGGGCUGUUGGUGUUUAUGCCCACUGUGUUCAGAGGGUGGGAUUUAAGGACACGCCCACAGUGGACUGUUGGUUUUAAGUCCACUAUAUACUGAAGAGGGUGGGAUUUGGGACACGCCCACAGUGUAACAUUGUUGUUUAUGCCCACUGUGUUCCGAAGAGGGUGGCAUUUGGGACGUAACCCCAGGGCCCUGUGGCUGUUUAUAUGGCCUGUAUAGUUAACGGAGUGGGAUUUGGGACACGACCAGGGCGAAACAUUGGUGUUUAUGUUUGAUUAGUUUUUUUUUUUGGAAAUGUAUAAAAACAAACAUUUUUAAUUAUACUCGUCUUAAUUAUUCCCAUCAGAAGUGCAGAGCUGCAUCCUGGGAUGAAAUCCUGAUCACACAUUAAUAAGAAAAAAUAUAGUUUUUUAAUAUUUGAGUUGAAAUAUGUGGUGGAUUCGAUUUCCUACAAUCUUUAAUAAUGACUGAAACAAGCAGGAUGAACCUGGUGGUACGUGUGUGUGUGUGUGUGUGUGUGUGUGUGUGUGUGUGUGUGUGUGUGUGUGUGUGUGUGUGUGUGUGUGUGUGUGUGUGUGUGUGUGUGUGUGUGUGUGUGUGUGUGUGUGUGUGUGUGUGUGUGUGUGUGUGUGUGUGUGUGUGUGUGUGUGUGUGUGUGUGUGUGUGUGUGUGUGGUCCCUCUCCCCUCUCUCGUUUUUGCAGUAUUUGAUCAGAAAGCGCCUCCGUGUUUGUCACAUUUACACCCUACGAGCAAAAGUAUCCGGACACUCUUGACACCUGGUUUUAAAAACAACUGGUACUAAUAUAAACUGACCCUCUGUGUGAUCUUUACAGCUAGAACAACAGUCACUGUUUUAAAAAGCUUCUUGUAUGUCUGUGUGUGGGAAUUUGUGCCCGUAUGGCUGGGUGCUGAUGUUCCGGCACAUUCCAGAGCUGUUGAGUGAGACUGAGAAUAGAGCUCGCUUUGAGCUGGAACAUGAACGGUCCUUCCCUAAACUCUUGCUGCAGUGAUUUAUUACACACAUGGAUUUGGUCAUUAAAAGGCGUGUCCUGAUACUUUUGUGUGUGUGCGUGUGUGUGUGCGUGUGUGCGUGUGUGGUGUGUUGGACGGUUUCGUUCCUCCCUGCUGCAUCCACGCUGUCUGAUUCUGUUGGAUUGUUUCACUCAGUCGUGUGUUUUAUAUUCCUGUAUUUUUAUCAGAGCUUGAUGAUGAUGAUGAUUAUUAUUAUUAUGAUUAUUAUUAAUUAUUGAUCUGUUAGAGCUGAUGUCGUGUGAUCGUGGCUGACGAGUCUUCUUAAGCGACGCCGUUGGCCAGCAGAGGACCAUUAGAUUUUCCUUUCUGUGAUGUACGCUGAGCUGAUUUGCUUCCUUUCUUUCUUGUUUAGUUUUAUCUUGAUUAUCGUGCUGAUGUAAAGCUUUUCCAGUAUCAACCAUCCCAGCCGAGCAAUAAAAGAAAUGUAAAACCUG
This is a messenger RNA of Trichomycterus rosablanca, 3416 nucleotides long. It is a transcript of the gene prkar1aa, whose product is annotated as protein kinase, cAMP-dependent, regulatory, type I, alpha (tissue specific extinguisher 1) a. NCBI's taxonomy places the organism in Eukaryota, Metazoa, Chordata, Actinopteri, Siluriformes, Trichomycteridae. The record is from RefSeq and is a predicted model, not a curated record. Gene Ontology annotation, biological process: regulation of protein phosphorylation. Gene Ontology annotation, cellular component: cAMP-dependent protein kinase complex. Gene Ontology annotation, molecular function: cAMP-dependent protein kinase regulator activity. The coding region runs from base 97 to 1236 and encodes 379 amino acids. The transcript is spliced from 11 exons.